Molecule: messenger RNA, 678 nt
Organism: Scaptodrosophila lebanonensis
Lineage: Eukaryota; Metazoa; Arthropoda; Insecta; Diptera; Drosophilidae
Exons: 2
Coding region: 10-618 (202 amino acids)
Source: RefSeq, a predicted model, not a curated record
ACUCUCAACAUGCAUGUCGUACUAUUUCUGAUAACUUUCUGUAGCAUCGGGGCGAUAUCUCCAGCGUAUGCGGCUCCUUUUCUGCCCAGCGUCGAUUUCAGCGAGAUCUUAACCACACCUCGCGAGAAACUAUUGCUCUACACCCACAAGGAGUUCUCCACCCUGCUAAAUGACACCUUGUUGGAGGGCGCGCUGCUGCUGCAGGGUAUUAUCGACGAUGCUCGGGCUUUUUAUCCAGGAAUGCAGAGUCCAGAACUCGAGGCCUUUGCCAAUUUCAUAUCAGCCACGAAGAGAACCAACGAAUAUGAUGAGCUGGAAGAAUUGCUCGAUCAGUUCGAGGAAAUGUUGGACUUCGACUCAGAUGAGGUCAGCGAGCCUCUGGCCGAGCUGCUCAACCAGCAUGGCUUUCAUAACUUCGAGGGAUACCUAAUGGAGCGCAUAUCGGGCGCCUUAAGUAGAAUCGAAGAGCAUGUCCAGCUAUAUAUCAAUAGCUUGUCCAAGUGGGAGCGCCAAAAGGACUCCAAGAUGGUCCAAUGGCUGGCCUCUUUUCGAAAUGAACACGAUAUUGACGAGAAGAUGGAACUGUUCCUAGAUUUUGUUGAAUUUUUCGACUAUUGACGUCAAUUGAACUAAAUUCAAAUGGCUUGAUACUUUUCAAUAAGAAUAUUGUUAAUUUAA